UGUUUGCGCCUGCGCAGUACUGAAUCAAGACUGGACUCUCUCGAUCAGCAGCAACAACGCACAAACAGUGGGGAACAGCAGCCCCCCUCUCCUGCAAGCCAGCAGCUUCUACAUGCAUUGGGUUUGUGAUUUUACCUGAUGUCAGCACCCUCAGGGGGUGGGAGGGUCUGCAAAAUCAAAACCCAGUAACUGACCUCAGUUGAAACUUUCAGCUGGUGCCCACUUCUGUGACCGCCCCCAUGUUCCUGCAAAGCACUAAAUAGCUCUUUCUAAAAAACACUGUUGCACAGCUAAAAGAAGAGACUUGUUUUCAGUAUGGAGGGCGUAGCAGUGCAAAACCUGAUAGACUUUGACCUGCCCUCAGAUAACACAGCUCUCAGCGCAGAUGCAAGCCAACAUGAAGGCCACACAGAUAUUUUCUCCCCAGAGCCAGCGUCUUCCAUGGGAGUCCAACAGCAGCCCUUACUGCCAGAGCCCAUGGCACCAUCCAAGGCCAACUCUCACCACCACCACCACCACCGCCGCCAAGAGGAAGGAGGCAACGACAGUGACGCCACAGAGUCAGCAGACAGCGAGAACGACAUGGACACACCCUCUCAUACGUGGGAGCUGAGGAGGUCAUCGUCUUCGUCCGCUCACAGUCGGGAGGACGCUGAUGCUGAGGCGGUGGAGAAGAGGCAGUUCAUGAAGGCUUAUGUGGAGAAGGUGUUUCAUGGAAAGGAGGACUUUGACCAGGAAGAGAAGGCUCGGUUUGGAGAACUGUGCAGUGGAGAGACUGGCAAAGGCAGGGAGUGGUUUGCCAAAUAUGUCAGCGCACAGCGCUGCCACUCUAAAUGUGUGUGUGAAGCUACCUUCUACAGACUGGUGCAGUCUUUUGCAGUUGUCCUGUUCGAAUGUUACCAGAUGGACGACUACAGCCCGGCCAAAAACCUCAUGACUAUGUGCUUCACAUACUACUACAUUGGGAAGUCUCAGCCGUCUCCCUCAGAGCUGCUGGAUCGUGGUGGACCUCCAGCUGGUCUGGACUCAUACCUCAACAAGGCCAACUCCUGGCUGACUGGGAAAAAGGAUGCUGCCGAACGCCUCCUUAAAACUACACCUAAGCCUGACGUCAAAGGCUUCUUUGGAGGCCUAGAGAGCAAGCUCAGGAGCUCAAUGGCUCCUAAGCCUGAACAAGGGGAAAGCCCAGGUGAGACGAAGCCCAAAUCACCAGUGUCUGAGGCUCCGGAGGAAAAGAAAGGAGAGAAGGUUUACCUGUACACUCACCUGAAGCAGCAGCCUAUCUGGCACACGCUGAGAUUUUGGAACGCUGCUUUUUUUGAUGCCGUCCAUUGUGAAAGGAAGAAAAGAUCACCAACCACAAGGGGAACGCAGGAUGAAGAGAAAGACGAGAGGGAGAAGUGGUGUCACAUGACCCAGGAGGAGAGGGACGACAGCUCCAAAAUCGAUGAGAACAUUGUCUUCGGUCAACUGGGGACAUUCACCCAUAACAUGCUGGCGUUUGGGCUCAGUAAGAAGCUGUGCAAUGACUUCCUGAAGAAGCAGGCAGUGAUUGGGAACCUGAAUGAAGAACAGUACAAGUUGCUGAGUGACCACAUAGAGAAAAUGGCGGCAGAGUGAGUUUGAGGACGACAGGUUGCAUUUCGAAGUCUCCGCAUCAAAGACUGAAAGCAGACGUCAGAUUUCCUUUCAGCUCCUCAUAGUGACCAAUUCCCUGUUUGACUGUUGUUGCAUUUUGUGUGGUGCACUGCUGAGAAACAGCAUAAUCCUCUGCACUGAACUGUGCCAUAGUUGUAGCAAACACUUGUUUAUCCAGCUUGAUCGUGCUCUUCUGCAUCCUGUUCCUGUAUCAGCAAUAAUACGAUAUCAGCAGCUGGUGCAUACUUCAAUAUCUGUAACGCCUCUGUCUGUGACCUGCUUUACCAAAACUAGAAGCAUCAAGUGAAACCACCAAGUAUAAAACCUGAACAUGCUCGGUAUGGUGUCAGAUAGAUAAUGCUGUUUUAUUCUGUGUUUCCUUGGAAACCCUAUUUAUUACAUGUUAGCGUAACACAUCUAAUAACAUCUGGUGUGUCAUCCUGACGUAUCAUCCUGCCUUGUUACAUUUUAUAUAAAUGUCCACGCACAGGUCGAAGCAGACGGGUACGCGGCUCAUAGUCUUCUAAUCUACUCUUUAUGUGGCGUCUAAAGCUGAUUACUGUACACUGUAACACUGUAGUAUCCUUAUUGGCAAUACAAACUAAUAAUACAGCUUUGAAAUCAUGUAAUAUAUAACUUUAUUGCUGGCAUUUUAAAAUGGCUGAAGUAAUAUCCCUCCAUGACCUCUCUUAAAGAAAUAAAUGGUCUGCGCUCUGCCAGGUGAGGCGCCCCUCAUCACUCUUUCUCUCCGCUAGAAACACUUCUGUUGUGUUGUUCUUGCAGCACGUAUUGUCAAAUUGAUGAAGAUGUUUUCUGAAUUUGUUUGUGUUUUCUUAAGUUGCAGUGUGUUGAGCUCUCUGGGCCAUCGUAGGAAACACCUACCAGCACUUCUGAAGCUCACAAGUUAACAUGCAUUUUGUUUGUUUAAUUCACACAAAACUGAAGUAUAAAAAUGACAGUUUGCAUGUUUUGUUGAAACCACAACUUGUGAUUUUUACACUUCAGUUGUUGUGUGGAUUAAACAAACAUGAUAUGAUGUGUUAAUUGGUGUAAUUUCGAGGUGCUGGUAGGCGGACGGGCUGCUGUAGGGAGGACGUAGAGCAGAGGACGUCAGUAGAGUAGGCAGUCCUUGUGGCCCCAGGACACAUUUGCGUUCACACUCCUAAAAGAAUUUGGACACAUGUGGCCCGGACCACCUCCAAAUGUAUCCUCGAUAUGUCUUGGGUGUGUUCACACCUGAACUUAGAGUGGACCACUUGUGAUCAGAUCACCUGAGACGGAUGUUAAUAUCAGGUCUGAACAGGGCCUGUAUCCUCCUGCUUCCAGUCUUUACGCUGAGCUAAGCUAACAGCCUGCUAGCUGUAGCUUCAUAGUAGACAGACGGUGGUAUCGGUCUGCCACUCUUGUUUUGUCUUUCUUCUUCUCGUCUUACUUCUUUAGAGAAAUGCUGCUAGCUUUUUCAAUUCCAUUUUUGCCGCUCUCACUCCGACACACAUUUAUAGCCCAGUGGUAGUGAUUUUAUGCUUUCAUUUUGAUUUUGAUUAGAAACUGAUCCCUUAGGAAGAUUUCCCUUCCAAAGUGCCUUCCAUGAAAGUUAAUACACUUGUCUUUAUCCUCUGAUGCUUCCCUUGAUUGAACACUAAUGCACAGCCUGCAAAGACCACUUUUUUUUUAAUCAUUCCCUGCUAAAUUCACAACUGCUGCAAAUACAAUUCACUGUAUUUCUAUCUGUAGUGGUUUAUAUUCAUUUAGUUGGGCUGUAAUGCCAACAGCAUAGCUGAGCUCCGGCCCGCCAUACACACUCUUUCCUGUUCUGCUGCAUGUGCAUCUAUCUGUGUGUCUACCUAGCAUGUGGAAACAGUAUCAAGCAAAUGUAAAGUGAGUGACUGAACUGUGUAGUGACACUCCCUAAUUGUAUUACUUCAUCUUGCCACAGCGGGGUAGCAUUGUGUCUUCAUUCAAACAUCCAACUCGUCUGAUUCAAGACUAUAUCAAUGUGUGUGAAUAUGAAAUAUGGUUGUCUACAUUUGAACGUCAGGAUGAUGAUCUCCCUGACAGCCAUUUCAAAAUUGUUGUAAUCUAUUGUGUCAAUGAAGUAAUUCUGUAAAUACUGUAGAUAUUUCUCUUUAUGUUGUAAGAAUUUAAUCAUGUGCUGCUGUCUGUGAAUUGUGGGUCUUUAAUUGCAGAUGCAUAAACAAUAGAUGUACAGUAACAGUGCUUUGUGGCCCUUGCGUCCAUGAGAAAUAUAAAUGUCUAACUGUAGUCAUGACCCUGAAGUGCCCCCGUACAGACCACCUGUGUGUGAUGUGGUCAUUCAGUGUUUGCCUGCAGUUGUGCAAUAAUCUCCAGUGUAAAUGCAGCUGGAUGACGUGUCUUCAUGUCGUCUUCUACACGCAGUCUAAUCAUACAAAUCAUAUGGAAAGCCUUGCAGACCUCUGUCCGCUUUAUACUUUUUUUUUUUUAAUUAGCUCUGUUAAUUCUCUCUCGUGUCCCUUUGCAUGUACGUCUCUAAUUCAUUGAAACAUAUUUUUAGGCUUUGUGCAAAAUGGCUGUUUUUUCCUGAUGUGAUCUUUGACUCCUGAUUUGGUUGAAGUAUUUGACCUGUAUAUUAGUAGCUCAGCAUGAGCCAUUUGCACUACAUUUAGUCUCAGCAUCUCUACACAGUAAUCUUCCUCUGAAUAACAUUGAUGCCUUUUAUAUUUGUUCUGCAUGGCCAGUGCUCUCUCUCUCUCUUUACAUGGAGCAUAUCCUCUGUGAAAUCUUGAUGGUAGUUUCUCUUGUUGACCGAUUUUUGUUCCGUAUCAACCCAGUGAAAUUUAUCAUUGCAGGAGUACAUUAGGUUUUUGUGGAAUUGCAAAGUUGGUAUUGUCCCUGUGUCCCCAGUUGAAGUUUAGUUUUGGGGUUCCGUGCUAAUAUUUAUCAUACAUUGUGCUGUGUGAUGGCAGCUAGCCAGCAUUAUUCAAACCGAGAUGAAGAUUCAUUCAAAACAAAAUAAAAGACCAUUAACUCGCUGUAGCUAAUGUAGCCUUUUUUAUUCUGGAGCUAUCUCAGGUGAACAUUAGAUGAUUGACAUUGACCCAAAUCUCUCACUUCAUUUGGAAAAAUAAAUAACUAGAGAAAGUUUAUGCAAAUUUUACAAAUUAAUUUACAAAACUGCCACUGACUGAAAAUCAUCUGAGACUACCUGUUGUUUAUUCAACAGUAGGACCUAGUUCAUAUAAAAAACAGUAAUAUUCUGCAUGUUAGCAUAUCUUCCUAGCAUCAUUAGCCAACUGCCAUCAUGACAAAAAGUACUGACAUUUAUAUAAAUGUGUUGUGUUGUAAAAGUGAAGUGUUAUGACUGAAAACACAGUAUGCUAACGUUCAUUAGCCUGUGACUAGGCUUGGUUUAGCUGCUCUGACUGUAAUUCCUGUAUGUGAUGAAGUGGUGACGAUGCUAAAUGUAACCUAGCUAGCGAAUGACAGCAAAUAAAGCAUUUGGGAAUCGAGGCUUAACUGCGAAGUCACAUAGAAUUUAGCAUGUAUGCUAUCAAAUGUUAGCUGGCAUAGAUGGUAUACGGGGAUCACGAGGUUAAUAUCAGUGUGUACAUGUCUAUCUGCUGGGUGUACAGUCGCCUCAUUUGCAUGGACAUGUAAUGUUGAAUCAAGUUGCUGAAACUGUAAUAAAUUUAUUUUUUGAUGUCA
Seriola aureovittata is the source of this 5322-nucleotide messenger RNA. RefSeq names its product KIAA0513 ortholog. Bases 316 to 1620 code for a protein of 434 amino acids. The record is from RefSeq and is a predicted model, not a curated record. NCBI's taxonomy places the organism in Eukaryota, Metazoa, Chordata, Actinopteri, Carangiformes, Carangidae. The transcript is spliced from 13 exons.